Molecule: messenger RNA, 585 nt
Organism: Aspergillus novofumigatus IBT 16806
Lineage: Eukaryota; Fungi; Ascomycota; Eurotiomycetes; Eurotiales; Aspergillaceae
Exons: 1
Coding region: 1-585 (194 amino acids)
Source: RefSeq, a predicted model, not a curated record
AUGUGCUCACCAAAGACACUUGAAAUUUUCCUUGACUUUCUUACCGCCGAGGAGGCAAGACAAAUCUGCGAUCAGUUCCACGAUGAUAUAUGGCAACCCGGACGUCAGGUUAUGUGGAGUGGAAUACCCCGUCAAUUGGCCCAGAUUUGGGCGGAUAGACAUGGAAUGCAGACAUUAACAACAGUGAUGGGGCCUCUAAUGGCUCAUGAUCAUCCGCAGUGCUUACGGUCCAAGAAAUCAAUCAAAGGCUGGUCCAAGUAUAUGAAGGGCGCAUCUGCUAUGUACGCCUAUCAUAUUGCGCAAGACAAGGGAAUAGUCACUGUGCUAUCACCGCCUCCUCCCGAGCGAUACAAUCCAUACGGUGGAUCAAACUAUCAAACUAUUGAGGAGCCAAUCCUGAUGGGAAACCUAGGGCCCAAAGUUUCAAGGAUUGAGAUGCUACAUCCAACUAUCACCGGGGCUGAGGAGUUUCACUAUCAAAUCUGGCCGGAGGACAAAACCGACUCCUGGCAUGAGCUUUUCGGCCAUCCUGAUCCAGCUACACACUGGCGACACGUAGAACGGCCUCGCCAUUUUCUACCAUAG